CCGGAUGAGGCGGGGCUUGGGUGGUUGGCUCCCGCUGCGGCGCUUCCUAGUGGCGAGGGCGCCAUGGCGCUGCCCUGGUUGCAGCGCUUCGAGCUCUUGCUAUUCACAGCUGCCUUCCUGUGCGGGGCCGUGGCGGCCGCGACGCUGACCCAGACCCAGGGUUCCUUCAGUAGCCACUGUCCCUUGUACGGCGUGGCCGCCCUCAAUGGCUCCUCCCUGGCUUUAUCCCAACCCUCGGCCCCAUCCCUCUGCUACUUUGUGGCCGGGGUCUCUGGCCUCCUGGCCCUCUACUGCCUCCUGCUCCUGCUCUUCUGGGUCUACAGCAGCUGCAUCGAGGACUCCCACAGAGGCCCUACAGGGCUCCGCAUUGCACUGGCCAUCUCUGCUAUAGCCACCUUCCUGGUCUUAGUGUCUGCCUGUAUCCUUCGAUUUGGCACCCGUUCUCUCUGCAAAUCCAUCGUCUCCCUGAACAUUACAAUUAGCUGCUCUGAAGCCCAGAAAAUUCCAUGGACACCCCCUGGAACCACUCUGAAGUUUUACUCCAACCUAUACGAUGCUGAAACCUCUUCUUGGGUGAAUCUGGUAUUGUGGUGUGUGGUCUUGAUGCUUCAGGUGGUGCAGUGGAAGUCUGAAGCCACACCUUAUCGGCCUCUGGAGCGGGGGGACCCCGAAUGGAGCUCUGAGACAGAUGUUCUUGUUGGGCCACGCCUUUCCCCUUCCUGAAGAGUAACCAGAAAAUCCUUCCUGCAGCCAAAGACUCCAUGCCCACGUGCCUACAGUCCUCUUGCCCCCACGUGGCCCUGUUUAUAAUGGGAGCCUGUUUUUCCCCCCACGAGGGAAACGUGACAAUGGGCUCCCUCCACCUCUCUUCCUACAGCUGUUUUUGUACCAAAAUAUUAGAUUACUUUUUUCCUUCA
Messenger RNA from Acinonyx jubatus (cheetah), 917 nucleotides. RefSeq names its product transmembrane protein 179B (gene TMEM179B). Bases 64 to 723 code for a protein of 219 amino acids. The record is from RefSeq and is a predicted model, not a curated record. The transcript is spliced from 5 exons. NCBI's taxonomy places the organism in Eukaryota, Metazoa, Chordata, Mammalia, Carnivora, Felidae.